Molecule: messenger RNA, 4418 nt
Organism: Motacilla alba alba
Lineage: Eukaryota; Metazoa; Chordata; Aves; Passeriformes; Motacillidae
Gene: CYYR1
Product: cysteine and tyrosine rich 1
Exons: 4
Coding region: 631-1089 (152 amino acids)
Source: RefSeq, a predicted model, not a curated record
ACGGGGUGAGUUAUGAGCAUUUAAAUAGUUAUCAAAAAUCAUUCCUGAAGAACAUUUAAGAGCAUUGUUCUGGCCUGGUCACGGAACAUAUUCAUUGCUGGGCAUACGGACGAGCCCGUCUGAGGUCUGGGAACACGCCGCGGCCCCACGGCAGCCGAGUGCUCCCACCCGGGCUGGCAGCACGUCCCACCAGCACGAACCCAGCCGGGCACCGCCGCUCGCCUGCGUUUACAAACAGGCCAUGCCUCUGACCUCAGUUUACAAACAACCACAGUUUCAAUCCCACUUUAAAGACAAUCUCGACUUUAAGCAGGGCAGGAGCCCCCUCGAAGACCGCAUGACCAAGGCGUCGCAAACAACACCGGCGCUGCCGUUCACACCCCUCCGGACUACCCCGGGGCUGCCGAGCAGGACAGAGGCGGCGGGAAUCGAGCAAAAGAAAAGACCGGAAUAAGACACAGGCCGCCGCCACUCCAGGAGCUGCGGGCCCCGAUCGGGGGCGGUCGCACGGGACACCGGGCCCCGCCCGGCUCCCGCCUGCCCUCCUCCCCACUCUGGCCCGCCCCGCUAUGAGGCGGACGGUGGCUCCGUGCUGCAGCCGGCAUGGAGCGACUGGGGUGACGCGGCCGGAUGGAGAGGUACCCCGCCUGGGGGGUAUUGUUUGCACCUUCCCUGCUCCUCUUUCUGGCAGCAGAAGAUUGUUUGGCUCAGUGUGAUAAUGACUGCAAGGCUUACUGCUGUGAUGGGACUACUCCCUACUGCUGUUCAUAUUAUGCCUACAUUGGGAAUGUCUUUUCAGGCACAGCGAUAGCUGGAAUUGUUUUCGGCAUCGUAUUUAUAAUGGGAGUGAUUGCUGGGAUUGCCAUCUGUAUCUGCAUGUGCAUGAAAAGCAACCGUGAGACUCGAGUAGGGGUCAUCCGAACAACACACAUCAACACCAUCAACACAUACCCAGUGGCUCCACCACCAUACAGUUAUGAAUAUGAAAUGGAGUACCCAGCUGACCUACCUCCACAAUAUACUCCAGCCCCACAGACUGUGAUACAGUAUCUUCCACCCCCUCCAUACCCUGGAUAUUCAGGGAAAUAAUUAACAUGGCUUCACAUGGAUAUUGACUGCCUCUUGAAAAAGCCAGCGCUGCUGGGACAAUGCUAUUGGCUCAGGGACAAAUAGGAUUGGGUUUUGCAUCAACACAUGUGGCUAGGUGUUGAAAUAAACUGGAACAGUUGCCAAGGCUCAGGAUGAAUGAAAAUAGUGUCCACUCUGGACCAUCACAUUUCAUGAUUAAACAACACGUGACCAAAGAAACAGUUCCUAAAAGUUGGUAUGUGAUGAUUAGUGCUCAACACCAGUUCUUAGUUUCACCUGCAGCACAUGGGAGUGGGGGUUUUCCCACAUAGGAAUGUGCAAAUGGUUCAACAAACUGUUUCAAAAGCACAAGAGGGUGCUGGGGCUUAUUCUGAAGGGAAGCACCAAUUGUUGUCUUGAGGUAACAGCUAUGCCUUUCCUUGAAUUGAGGGGAAUAAGCAACAAGAAAGACUGAAACUGUUUUCUGUUUCUACUUCCAGCUUAUAAUACCCAAUGAUCACUGUGCAUAGUGGUCUGAUAACCAUGUUACAAGGAGAAGUGCUGGUAGAGUUUUCUACUAAUUAAAAAAUUAUGGGUAUUAUUUUUGGCCGAGUGUGGAUUUUUUAAGUGCCUCUUUUUAAGCAGUUUGUGACUACUUUAUGAACUGAAAUGUUAACAUAAGGAGAAUUUUUGUAUGUGAAAUAUACUAAUUUAUAGCUGAUCUAUUUUUACCUGGACUUAAAACCUGUAUACAUUGGAAAUAUGCUGAAAUGCCUUUUAUAUCAGCAAAUGAUACUUUGAGUUUCAUAUAAAAAUACUGAAUCAGCAGAACUCACAAAUGGGAGAUAAAAUGCAAAACAAAAUGUCCUAGAUUUGACAUCAGUUCAAUUGCAUAAAGCCAGGGUUUUAAAAAUUUUAUUUACCAGUAAUGAGGCUAUCCAGCCUUAGCAAAGAGAUGAGGAUGGAGACUGUGAGCAUCUGAUUACUUUUGAGUGUGUCUUGGGCAAUUUAAAACUGUAGGUCAAAAAGUAAUACUUUUUACACUUGUCAUGCAUGUUGUUCCAACUUACUUAUUCUCUACUAUAUGCAGUCCAGAUCUUGGUGAUUGAAAAUUUUUCAUGUACUUAUGCAGGUAACUGUAAUUCUGCAGCAGCUAUUUGACUUCAGAAUAGUGUAUUCCAUUACCUAAGUCAUCAUCUUUCAGUGUUAAGACUAUUAUUUUUCUCAGGUUUAUAUGCAAACCACAAAGAGUGGGCCUUGUCAAGAAUUUAAAAGUGCUGAAUGCUCUUGGUUUGAGUGGGUGUCUGAGCAGUUUGAGAAUGCUACAGCUGUGGCAUCAACUGCAGGUUACUCCUGGUUCACAGAGAUCAGAAUGCAUUUAAGUGUUUUCCAGUGUAGCCUUUCUCUUCUUUUCAAGUGUAUUGAUGUAGUAACAAAUAAAAAAAGCAAUUUGCAAAAAGGAGAUACUGUAUCCCAGUGAAAUCAACCUCUCAUAAUCUCUGAAGUCUGGUGGUUUUGGUAUUCAGUCCUGAUUCAGGGAAGAACUCAAGCAACAUUUAACUGAGCAUAAAAUUUAUUCAGAGGCAUUCUUGAAACAAGACCUUACUGACUGUUCUUGCUCAGAUUUUGCAGUCGUAUUUGUCCUUUCCAGGCUGACUAAACUUACCCCCUUGAAACUCCACUUCAAAAGUGCAAAUGGCCUCAGUCCCUGCCAGUGUAAGUUCAGGUCUGUGUUGUAGCCAUUGGCCACACCGAGUCCCCAAGCUACCAAGGCACUUGUGACCUAGUCAGAGGAAAUCUGAGCUGUGUCUCAGGUGUUUGGUUGCUGUUUGGUUACUCCCUGGAGUCUUCUCUAAGAAAGGAGAGUUGCAUUCUCAUUUCUGUUUUGCUGUUCAGAGGUGACAAGUCCUGAACUGGCUUAUCCUUACAAUUACUUAUGCUCUGGGUAUGUCCUGUGACAUUUCAGCUGUUACUCUGGCCUCUCAAGAGAUCCCAAUUGAAAUCUUCUCAUGAAGAGUAACCCUCUGUGUGUGGUGUUUUGGCAGUCCCUACUCAAAACCAUGUGCUGGGGUGUUGAUGUGCCUGCCAACAUGGUGACCAGCAUGCAGAACAGAAUAAACAUAGCUUUUCCUGCAGAGAACCCUGUUCCUACUGCAUCAUUCUAUGCUAGAACAUCAGCACUUUCUAGUUGUGAAUAAUAUUUUGGUGCCAAAAAGUUACCUACAGAUAAUAAGUAUUGUUGCUUUCCCAUUUCUGUGUUUCAUUUCUUUGUGCUGAACUUGGAGACACACAAAUCAAUGAGCAGUUUGUAUUUGAGUAAUUCAAUCUUCUGAAAAAUACAGAGAAAGAAAACUAUCCUAUAGAUCAUAAAUCUUCCCUUAGAGAAGUAAUUUUUCUACCUGUGACAUUUGUCAGAACAAAUUAGGAAACAGAUUUCUUGCAUAAGAAGGAAUUUCCAAGACUACAGGUCUUUGACCACAGAGUUUUCUGUUUUUCAGCUUUGUGAUUGCAUGUUUCCUCUGAUGAUGUUGCGUAAAGGACAUAGUGACCAAAGUACCUACAAGGUUUACAUUACUUAUUCCAGGGAAAAUUACGGAAAUGGGAAGUUGAGAAUGUAGAAGUGAUUGAGAGCUAUUUGUUUGUGAUUAAAACAGCAGUGGGAAUGUUCAUUUUUGUAUGUUAGUUAAUGCUGUGCAGAUCCACAUAUACUAGGGCAUACCAGACAGUGGUUUUAAUCUCUGAACAACACAUCUCUUUUCCUUGCUAAGGGCAUAAAACAUAAAGGUAUUGCCCUUUCAGCAAACCAGACAAAAUUAGUAGAGUAGCCUAAAAGAUGUGAUGAUUGCAUUGAAAAUAAGUAAAAGUGAGAAAAAUUGAGAGCUGGAUGGAGUCUAAGAAAUUUAUAAAACUGAAAGAAUAGAACAAAAAAAGUUGCUGUGUAACAAAUGGAAGCAUUUGACAAUAGUAAAGUUCUAUUACUUGAGUUUAGUUGAAAAAAUUGAAGUGUUCCACUGCCAGAAAGGUGAUGCAAGAAGGCUGGAGUGGCACUUAUAUUCACAAGAGCUUGUAGAGGAAAAGGGAGAAUGAUUUCCAAAGACAGUUAGAUUAGAUCCUAGAGAUCUAAUCCUAGAGAAUGGUCAGACACUGACACAGGUUGCCCAUAGAAGAUGUGGAUGCCCCAUCCCCAGAGGUGUCCAAGGCCAGGUUGGACAGGGCUUUAAGUAACCUGGGCUAGUGGAAGGUGUCUCUGUCAGACAGGCAGAAGGAUGGAAGAGGAUGAUUUCUAAAGUCCCUUCCAACCCAAAUCACUCUAUGGUACCAUGAUUCUUUGUGCUCAAAAAACAUCUCUG